Molecule: messenger RNA, 1281 nt
Organism: Juglans microcarpa x Juglans regia
Lineage: Eukaryota; Viridiplantae; Streptophyta; Magnoliopsida; Fagales; Juglandaceae
Product: 2-oxoglutarate-dependent dioxygenase DAO-like
Exons: 5
Coding region: 193-1281 (362 amino acids)
Biological process (GO): auxin catabolic process
Molecular function (GO): indole-3-acetaldehyde oxidase activity; dioxygenase activity
Source: RefSeq, a predicted model, not a curated record
GGCCCAAUCUCUAGCAAAGAAGUCGACGAACUAAUCAAUUAAUUAAGUAAACACGAAGAAAAACAAGUCUACAAAUAUGCUUUGCACAAUAACACAUUGUUCCAGGCCAGUUUGAGGCUACACUUCUCGCGAUCAAGAAGUUCAUUAAUUGAUCUGUUACUGAGAAGGGAAGAGGACAAGCGAGCUGCAAACAUGAGUACGGAGGGCGACAACUCGAAGCAUGUCGUACCGAUUAUUGACAUGCAAGAUGUAGAGCAUUAUCGGAAACUCAGAGAAGCAGCCGAGGAAUGGGGUUGUUUUAGGGUCGUCAACCACAACAUCCCUGUGGGUCUCAUGACACAAAUGAAGAAGGUGGUGAGCGAAUUGUUUGAGCUUCCCACAGAAACCAAAAGGCACAACAUCGAUUUGAUUACGGGCAGCGGCUACUUGGCACCAAAUGUUGCCAAUCCUAAUUAUGAGUCCUUGGGCCUCCAUGACUUGGGUUCCCCUCAAAACUUGGGUGGCUUUUUUUCUCAGCUGGAUGCCUCUCCUCACCAAAGGGAGAUACUAGAGACGUAUGCUCAAGCAAUACACGAGCUGGCCCUUGAUUUGGGGAAAAAGUUGGCCAAAAGCAUGGGUUUGGUCACCGACUUGUUCAAAGAAUGGCCUUGCCAGCUUAGGAUGAACAAAUACCACUUCACUCCUGAAACCGUAGGCUCUUCAGGGGUACUGGUACACUCAGAUUGUGGGUUUCUAACAAUAGUUCAAGAUGAUGAAAAAGUUGGUGGUCUUGAAGCCAUGGACAAGUUUGGUGCAUUUGUACCAAUCCGUCCAUGGCCAGGCACCUUCCUUGUCAAUCUUGGGGACGUUGCUAAGCUAUGGAGUAAUGGAAGGUUUCGUAACGUGAAGCAUCGAGUAGAAUGCAAAGAAUCAAGUAUCCGAUUUUCAAUUGCCUCAUCUAUCUUAGGGCCGAAUGAGGGAGUAAUGGAAGCCCCACCUGAACUUGUGGACACUGAACACCCUCGUCUUUAUGCCCCGAUUACUUAUGAAGAUUAUAGGAAACUCAGACAAACGACAAAAUUGGCAACUGGUGAAGCCCUCGAGCUGCUGCGCACCCACUCUCGAUUCAUUUCAUACAUGGCGGCCUUUAUCUCCACCAUCUUUGUAUGUCAAGCUAGCUAUGUUAUGACCAUGCAGUCGGAAAGACAUUUUAUAAUAAUCUUCUAUUUGGCAUUUUAUUUGAUGAGAUUACAACAUUUUAAUUUGGUAAAAUUAACAACUUGGUUUCCCAGUACUAUAUAG